Priapulus caudatus is the source of this 328-nucleotide messenger RNA. RefSeq lists its product as uncharacterized. The coding region runs from base 14 to 265 and encodes 83 amino acids. The transcript has 2 exons. Lineage: Eukaryota; Metazoa; Priapulida; Priapulimorpha; Priapulimorphida; Priapulidae. The record is from RefSeq and is a predicted model, not a curated record.
UGCCAGCAAACAAAUGAUUCCUGCCUGGAACACAUGCCCUCCGAGUUGGUCACUAGAAUACCAUGGCUACCUCAUGUCGUCGCACGAGCUCCACAAGGGUCGGUCAAACUUCGUGUGCGUGGAUGAGGAUCCAGAGGUGAAUUUGUCGGGAGAUGGAAACGAGGACGGAGGUCUGUGGUACCCCGUGGAGGCUAAAUGCGGAUCACUGCCAUGUCCAAACUACGUGAAUGGACGGGAGAUCACCUGUGCUGUCUGCACUAAGUAGUGCACAUAUUUCACUCACUGUAUCAUUCGUAACUCGGCUUGACGAUCUGGAUUAAUACGUACC